Messenger RNA from Phalaenopsis equestris, 686 nucleotides. RefSeq lists its product as uncharacterized. NCBI's taxonomy places the organism in Eukaryota, Viridiplantae, Streptophyta, Magnoliopsida, Asparagales, Orchidaceae. Bases 156 to 479 code for a protein of 107 amino acids. The record is from RefSeq and is a predicted model, not a curated record. The transcript is spliced from 2 exons.
UGAUGCACCCAACUUGUCUCCUCUCAAAGAUACAAUGGCAGUCUCUUACACCUAUGCCCAUGUUCUCCUCCCAUUCCUUCAAUUAUUAAAUCUCUCUCCCUAUCCUCCAAGUAUUUAGAUCUUCAUGAUUUCUGCAUUACCUCUGAGAUAAGAAAAUGGCAAAUAAACUAGUUAUGUAUUUGCUUCUCUGUCUUUCUCUGAUUCUACUCUUUUCUUCUCAGCAACCAUCUAAAUCCAUAUUUUUUUCCUCAAAACCUGAAGUUGCAAGUAGUUGCAUCACAGGAAGGAAGCUUUUGAAAGUUGUUCCAGCUGCAUUUCUGUCACCAAAUCAUGCAGAUAAGAUUGAAAGAUUUGAAAUCAAAGUAGGCUUAAACAGCGGGCAUGAGAAUAGAGAAGAAGAUCAGGAGAUGAUUUAUACUGCAGACUACAGCAGAGUAAGAACGCAUUCCUCUCCAUUGCCAGAGCACCCGAAGCCAUAGCUGACUCUGAUGAUGCCAGCUAUCUCUUUAGGAUUAAGCGUGUUUUAUGAAAGUUUAAUAGCUAGUUAAUGAUUUGUAUCACCGAGUAUUUUAAGGAUAUAAAUGCAAGAUUAGAGAGAGCAAUGUUGUCAAAUGUAUUCAACAAGAAGUUGCUAUAAAAUCCUCAGCUUAACGCUCUAAAAGCAACAAAUGUGUUGGUUACUGUCA